AUGGUAAGCACGUCAUCACCACUCGACCAAACACAACUGUGGCGCGAUUCUAAGGAAACGUUCAAAAAGACUCCGAGAAUACUUUAAUGGGUAGUUGUAGACAGAUGUUAAUGUUAAGUAUGCUUUAAGCCAGCUUCUCUGUGUCGUCGUUGCCAUGACGCAAUCAGUUGUUGUCCAGGUUGGACAAGCUGGUAACCAGGUUGGCUGCAGGUUCUGGGAUCUUGCUCUGCGGGAACAUGCCCAUGUCAAUAAAAAAGGACUGUAUGAUGAGGCUCUCAGUAGCUUUUUCCGAAAUGUGGACUCAAGGAGAAGUGAUGGGAGAGCCUGUGGUGUUGGCGGGAGAAUCCAGCAUCUGAAGGCCAGAGCGGUGCUGGUGGACAUGGAGGAGGGUGUGGUCAAUGAGAUCCUACAGGGCCCGCUGGGAGAAGUGUUCGACAGCACUCAGCUCCUCACAGAUGUGUCGGGUUCAGGGAACAACUGGGCGGUUGGACACAUGACGUAUGGUUUGGCCUACAGGGAGCAGAUAGUGGAUCAUCUGCGGAAGGCAGCAGAACACUGUGACUGUCUGCAAUGCUUCUUUCUCAUUCACUCUAUGGGAGGAGGUACUGGCUCCGGCCUGGGGACAAGAGUGCUGAGCCUGCUGGAGGAGGAGUUCCCUGAGGUGUGUCGAAUUGUCACCUCCAUCUAUCCGUCUGCAGAAGAUGAUGUCAUCACCUCUCCCUACAACAGUGUCCUGGCCAUGAGAGAGCUCACAGAGCAUGCUGACUGUGUUCUACCUGUGGAAAACCAGUCAUUGGUCGACAUUGUGAACAAAAUUAAACGUAUGUCACACACUGGGAAGCCAGGGUCGAUGAUCAAGAGAGACAGCACCAUCAUCUCUGGACAAGGCGGGCUCACAAGGGCGGAGAAGCCCUUCGAUGACAUGAAUAACAUUGUGGCCAACCUGUUGCUCAAUAUUACCAGCUCGGCCCGUUUUGAUGGUUCUCUCAACAUGGAUCUGAACGAGAUCGCCAUGAACCUGGUGCCUUUCCCGCGUUUGCACUACCUGGUGCCCAGCCUGACCCCUCUGUACACGCUGACAGAUGUCAGUGUUCCCACCAGAAGACUGGAUCAGAUGUUCAGCGAUGCCUUCAGUAAAGACCACCAGCUAAUCCGAGCUGACCCAAAACACAGCCUCUACUUGGCCUGCGCCCUCAUGGUCAGGGGCCAAGUACAGGUGUCUGACCUCCGCAGGAACAUUGAGAGACUGAAGCCAUCACUGCCCUUUGUCUCAUGGAACCAGGAAGGCUGGAAGACAGGCCUAUGUUCAGUUUCCCCUGUGGGCCACUCACACUCCCUGUUAGCCCUGGCCAACAACACCUGUGUGAAGCCUACAUUCAUGGAGUUGAGAGAGCGCUUUACCAAGCUCUACAGGAAGAAGGCUCAUUUACAUCACUACCUGCAUGUGGAUGGGAUGGAGCAGAGCUGCUUCUCAGAGGCCAUCUCCUCUCUCAGCUCACUGAUUGAAGAGUACCAUCAUUUGGAUGCUACCAAGGGGAAAAUGAUGCCUGAUGCACCUAGACUCGGCAUCGCCAGAUGAUGGUCUGCUCUGUCGGAAAACUGUUUGUUUGGUUGCCUCUUUUGCAGUGAUUAAUUUUCAAAAAUGACUUCACACAACCAAAUCUGUUGUGUAUAUACCUUUAUAAGUUAUAUAUCAAAAUUGUUUAAUUAAUGAUUAAAAAGUCUCCUGUAUAAAGAAUGGAAGAG
Messenger RNA from Monopterus albus (swamp eel), 1746 nucleotides. RefSeq names its product tubulin, epsilon 1 (gene tube1). NCBI's taxonomy places the organism in Eukaryota, Metazoa, Chordata, Actinopteri, Synbranchiformes, Synbranchidae. Gene Ontology annotation, cellular component: microtubule. Gene Ontology annotation, biological process: microtubule-based process. Bases 155 to 1579 code for a protein of 474 amino acids. Gene Ontology annotation, molecular function: GTP binding. The record is from RefSeq and is a predicted model, not a curated record. The transcript is spliced from 12 exons.